Molecule: messenger RNA, 356 nt
Organism: Eimeria tenella
Lineage: Eukaryota; Apicomplexa; Conoidasida; Eucoccidiorida; Eimeriidae
Exons: 1
Source: RefSeq, a predicted model, not a curated record
AUGCCCAGGGCAGCACCGCCCCUGGGGCCCCGGGGGCCCCUGGGGGCCCCUGUACCCUCCCAGGAGGAAGGGGGGCCCCUCGGGGGGGCCCCCCUGACGUAUCUAUACCCUAUCAGGCAGAGCCCAAGCUCUGAAAACGAAGACCCGCUGCAGCAGCAGCAGCAGCAGGGGGAGCAGCAGCUGGAUCUGCAGCAGCUGCUGCGGCAGGAGAAACUGCUGCAGCAGCAGCACCAGCUGCUGGUGAAGCAGCAGCAGCAACACCUGCAGCAGCAAAGGCGGCGGCAGCGCGCAGCAGCUCACACGUCGAGGCUGCUGCUUCCCUCCUUCCCCAACGACCCGCUGCAGCAGCAGCAGCA